Parnassius apollo (apollo) is the source of this 228-nucleotide messenger RNA. NCBI's taxonomy places the organism in Eukaryota, Metazoa, Arthropoda, Insecta, Lepidoptera, Papilionidae. The record is from the annotation of a GenBank genome assembly.
AUGGAAGGUGAACAAGGUGAUUUAAGUCUCGAAGAUAUCAGGGUUGCAAACUACAGCGACCGCUUGUUAGGAAAAACGUUAUACAAUGAUGGCUAUUCUGAAGGCAUAUCCAACAAUAACACUACGAAAGGCUACAGGGCCUUGAGCCGGUGCGUGUGCGAACUCACCGUCGCAUUGACAUUCUUGCUCGGUCGGUUGAAACGAGCGAACGUGCCAGGAACUACCUAG